AUUAAUAAUAUUACAUUAUAUACCUGAUACCUCUCUCUGUUUCUCGUCUCUCACAGACAUCUCUCUGUUCCUCUCUAUUUUUCUCGCAUUCCAACGUUCAUUUUCCCCUCUCUCUCUCUCUCUCUCUCUCUCUCUCUCUCUCCUACCUUUCUUUCUCCGUCGCAGUUUCACAAUGAAUUCACCAGCAAUUUCAAUGACACAUUCAUCACCAUCAUCUUCUUCUUCAUCAUACUUAUUCUCCUCAAUUCCUUCAAUCAAAAACCCUAGAAAAAACGCCAUAACUCGAACUCAAUUACCUCAUUUCAAUUUCUCUCUCCACAAAUCCACCCCCAAAUUCUCCCUAAAAAACCCUAGCUCUAUUACUUCGCCGCCAUUUCCGAACACUUCCGACCUCGCCUCUUCAAAAUUGGACAACUUAAUCUCCGAAUUCCAACCGUUGACCAAUCCAAUUGACCGACUCAAACGUCUGCUAAACUACGCAACCAGAUUACCAGUCUUAGACGAGCAAAAUCGGACGGCAAAGAAUCGUGUAAUGGGGUGCACGACACAAGUGUGGGUCGACGCCAAGCUUGACGAAGAAGGAAGAGUGAGAUUUAAGGCGUAUAGUGAUUCUGAGGUGAGUCGAGGGUUUUGUGGAUGUUUAAUUUGGGUUUUAGAUGGGUGUUUUCCUGAACAAGUGUUGGAUUUGAAAACGGAUGAUUUAGGGUUGGUGAAUUUUGGGGGAAUUACGGGUGUUAAUUCGAGGGUGAAUACUUGGUAUAAUGUUUUGGUUAGUAUGCAGAAGAAGACUAAAAGUUUGAUUGCUGAGAAAGAAGGGAGGUUUUUUGGAGAACCAUUUCCUUCUUUGGUUGUUUCUGCUAAUGGGGUUUAUGCAAAAGGUAGCUUCGCUGAAGCACAGGCAAGAUAUCUGUUCCCUGAUGAAUCACAAGUCAAUGAUCUUGUCAAAUAUCUCAAAGAAAGGAAUAUUGGUAUUGUUGCACAUUUCUACAUGGAUCCUGAGGUCCAAGGUGUCUUAACUGCUGCUCAAAAACAGUGGCCGCACAUCCAUAUAUCAGACUCAUUGGUUAUGGCUGAUAGUGCUGUCAAAAUGGCGGAAUCUGGAUGCCAAUUUAUUGCUGUUCUCGGUGUCGAUUUCAUGUCAGAAAAUGUCCGUGCAAUUCUUGAUCAGGCUGGCUAUGAUAAGGUUGGUGUUUACAGGAUGUCUGAUGAACGAAUCGGUUGCUCAUUGGCUGAUGCUGCAUCCACAACUGAGUAUAUGAAAUAUCUUGAGAUUGCCUCUUUGUCACCACCUUCAUUGCAUGUGAUCUAUAUAAACACUUCACUGGAGACAAAAGCUCAUGCUCAUGAACUUGUACCAACAAUAACGUGUACUUCUUCCAAUGUCGUGCAGACAAUGUUGCAGGCAUUUGCACAGAUUCCUGACCUUACAGUGUAUUAUGGACCGGAUUCCUACAUGGGUGCCAAUAUUGCAGAGUUGUUUCAGCAGAUGGCCAUGAUGUCAGAUGAAGAAAUUGCAGCCAUACAUCCACAACAUAACAGAGACUCAAUUAGAUCUUUGCUUCCUCGCUUGCAUUACUUCCAGGAUGGUACAUGCAUUGUUCAUGACCUUUUUGGACACGAAGUUGUAGAGAAGAUAAACGAGAUGUACUGUGAUGCUUUCCUUACUGCUCACUUUGAGGUCCCUGGAGAAAUGUUCUCUUUGGCAAUGGAAGCCAAAAGGCGAGGAAUGGGGGUAGUUGGCUCGACCCAAAACAUAUUAGAUUUUAUAAAACAGAGGCUACAAGAGGCUUUGGAAAGAAAUGUUGAUGACCAUCUUAAGUUUGUCCUUGGGACAGAAUCUGGAAUGAUUACUUCCAUUGUUGCAACAGUGCGCACAAUGUUGACGUCUGUAAAACCCUUACCAAAGAGAGCAAAUAUCAAUGUUGAGAUAGUAUUUCCUGUAUCAUCAGAUUCGAUGACAAACACAAAAAAGACUUCUAAUGGCAGCUUAAAUUCAGCAGCAGUUGAAGAUCCACUAAAUCUUACCAUUGUGCCUGGAGUUACAAGUGGUGAAGGCUGCUCCAUCCAUGGGGGAUGUGCAUCUUGUCCAUACAUGAAGAUGAAUUCUCUUAGCGCGCUUCUAAAAGUUUGCCAAAACUUGCCGAAUGAUAAAAAUGUUCUCUCCGCUUAUGAAGCUGGAAGAUUCAGUUCACACACUUUGACUGGAAGAUCAGUAGCUGAUGUUGGAUGUGAACCAAUUCUUCAUAUGAGGCACUUUCAGGCAAAUGGAGAAUUGUCGGCAAAGCUAGUUCAGCAGGUCUGUCAAUCAUCUAUAGAUGGGAAGCCGACAUCAUAAAACUCGACGACGUUUGUUAUGUUACAUGCUGGAUGUAAGACAGGUGCUGCUGUUCAAAUGAAUGAGCUUUAUAUGCAAUUUUGUUAGAUGAUAA
Molecule: messenger RNA, 2429 nt
Organism: Beta vulgaris subsp. vulgaris (sugar beet)
Lineage: Eukaryota; Viridiplantae; Streptophyta; Magnoliopsida; Caryophyllales; Amaranthaceae
Product: quinolinate synthase, chloroplastic
Exons: 7
Coding region: 173-2335 (720 amino acids)
Biological process (GO): 'de novo' NAD+ biosynthetic process from L-aspartate
Cellular component (GO): chloroplast
Molecular function (GO): quinolinate synthetase A activity; 4 iron, 4 sulfur cluster binding
Source: RefSeq, a predicted model, not a curated record